AUGUACAGAACUAUACCUAACUCACAUCUAGCAGCACCACCGCCUCUAGCGGCGACACACCCGCACCGACAGGGUUACGACAGCGACGCGGGCACACUAAAAGUCGUCUGGGCUGCAUUCCGUGCAAGCGACGCAAGAUCAAGAGACAUGGCCUUCAUGCGCGAACUGCGACAAGCGCGGACAUACCCCGAUGUAUUCAAGCACGCACGGCGUGACUACAUCGAGUCGGCAGUGUCAAGUCCUCGUCAAGUUGUUAAGCUUUCUGACACACCUACUAUCUACAGCUCAGAGGAUAUGCAGCUGUUUCAUCACUAUCUCGUCUCAGCACAUCCUUGGAUUCCGCACGACUGGGAAGAGCUUUGGGUCACAGACGUUCCGGCAGCGUGCCAUAAAUACCCAUAUCUCAUGGAUGCUAUGCUGGCUCUUGCUGGAUCUCAUCUUGCCGUUCAAGUUGAAAAUCCACAGACUGCCCUGGCGGUCCAACAUCGACAAAAAGCCAUCGUUGGCCUCGAGGACGCCUUCGCUAAUUGGCCCCCGACGGCUGAAGAAUCGUAUAUCAUGUUAGCAACUUCUUACCUACUGUGCUUCCAGUCAAGCUACAUAGGUGACGGGUUUCUCGACCACUUUUUAUCCUUGCGGGGAUGCUCAUUCCUCUCUCAGCUUAUCAUAGGCGAAGGCUUUCGCAGCCCUUUCUCUACACAGAAAGGCCUGGACACUAUAGCUAUGGACACCGCAUUUACCAAGUUUCCUGAAGUCGACCAGGAACUUUUGCAAGAGGCUCUACUGUCUUUGAAAUCCCUUUCCAGCAUAAUGGAUGGAACUGGUAUACAUUCCAUCGAGAAGGCCAUUGUUGGCCAGCUCACCGAAACACUUCGACUCCUGCUGCACUCAGACCUGGAAAUCGAAACUGACGAACUUCCAAUACCUCGUGACUCGCCGUUGGGUCUCUUUCCGUUCGCUAACCCGAUCUUACCACAAGACUUCGGGCUCGCGUUUGACAACAUCGACUGGGAGAAUGUUACGGAUCCUCUUCCUGGCGCUCCAUACCCCAUCCGGUCUUUUGCAGCUAUGAUGGUCAUCCUCACGAUCUUCUCAACCUGGCCACACGAAGCACUCAUGCGCAUGUUUGACCGUACAAAUCAGCUCGGCAACGUCAUCAUGGCCCACUUUUGCGCCGUACGAUUCAUUCUGUCGUCGAUAGCUGCUCCAAAAAUGGCUUUGAAAACUCCUACAAGAGCGACUGUUCAAUGGAAUGCUCUGAUCAUGGCAGCUAUAGACGAUGAUGAAAGUGGAGAAUGGACGAAAUAUGUGGAAUGGCCAAGAAAGAUAUUACGAUUGAAUAAGAAAACCAUACGGUCGGUGCUCGUUGGCCAGUCCCCGCUAUCGCUCUCACCUUCUUCGACCGCGACCAAGAAGUACUCCAACUCUCAUUCUCCCGCGCAAAGCGAAAGACCCCAACGGCUACCGGAAAGAGCAACAUCCACCAUCUUCACCAUGCUAGAAGCUCUUGUAUUUGCUAUCCUAAGGUUUCUGGCUCGCAUCCUGCUACUAUGCAUCAACUUCUGGACUUUCAUCACCAAUGUACCUGCGAGAUGUACACGCCUUGUGCUAGCCCUUCUUGCAUUCGAUCCAAUCGCCUGGCUCGGUUCGGCGAUAGCGCUUGCCCUAUUCUUCGCGAUUCGCUCAGGUUACCAGAUGAUUUUAGAGACCGCGAAGCUCCUCGCACUCAGAGAUGAGCUCCAGGCUGAACUUGAGCGUCACGUCGCAAGCAGAACAAUUAGAUUCAAUCGGGUGCGCGCAGGUACUUACGACGAAGGAACUGUCGUGCAGGGUAUCCACAUCAUUGCAGCGGACAAGUGGGAUAUGGUUAUCUGCGGAAUGGAAAUCGCGGGUGGACGGCGAGAUGGGCAUUAUUGGGCUCGCAUACGUGGAGCGGAUGAGUGGAUCAAGUUUGGAAGUCAGCUCGUCAUCAACGGCAAUGAUGUUACCGAGGAGGUGGUGAAGUCAGGUGGGCACGUGGAUCUCCAAUGGGCAGAGACAGAGACACCACCAGAGUACAGACACCCCAUAGGAUAG
Molecule: messenger RNA, 2076 nt
Organism: Alternaria arbusti
Lineage: Eukaryota; Fungi; Ascomycota; Dothideomycetes; Pleosporales; Pleosporaceae
Exons: 6
Coding region: 1-2076 (691 amino acids)
Biological process (GO): regulation of transcription by RNA polymerase II
Molecular function (GO): DNA-binding transcription activator activity, RNA polymerase II-specific
Source: RefSeq, a predicted model, not a curated record